Molecule: messenger RNA, 1035 nt
Organism: Carlito syrichta (Philippine tarsier)
Lineage: Eukaryota; Metazoa; Chordata; Mammalia; Primates; Tarsiidae
Gene: PMVK
Product: phosphomevalonate kinase
Exons: 5
Coding region: 98-676 (192 amino acids)
Biological process (GO): isopentenyl diphosphate biosynthetic process, mevalonate pathway; cholesterol biosynthetic process
Cellular component (GO): cytoplasm
Molecular function (GO): phosphomevalonate kinase activity
Source: RefSeq, a predicted model, not a curated record
GCCGCUCCACCGAGUGGCCGCGUCCGCUUCGCGCGGGGUGGCCUGACUGCAGGGGUAGGGAGAAGCGUCCCUGUAGGGAUCGCGGAGCGGCGGUCCCAUGGACCCGCUGGGAGGCGCCCCGCGGCUGCUGCUCCUGUUCAGUGGGAAGAGGAAAUCCGGGAAGGACUUCGUGACCGAGGCGCUGCAGAGCAGGCUCAGAGUUGAUGUCUGUGCUGUUCUGCGGCUCUCCAGUCCACUCAAGAAGCAGUAUGCUCAGGAGCACGGCUUGGACUUCCAGAGACUUCUGGAUGCCAGCGCUUACAAGGAGGCCUAUCGGAAGGACAUGAUCCGCUGGGGGGAGGAGAGGCGCCAGGCCGACCCCGGCUGCUUCUGCAGGAGCAUCGUGAAGGGCGUCUCCCAGCCUGUUUGGCUGGUGAGCGACACACGGAGGGUGUCUGACAUCCAGUGGUUUCGGGAGACCUAUGGAGCCACGGUGUACACGGUCCGUGUGGUAGCCUCGGAGCAGAGCCGACAACAGAGGGGCUGGGUGUUCACACCAGGGGUGGACGAUGUGGAGUCAGAAUGUGACCUGGAUAACUUCGGAGUCUUUGACUGGGUCAUUGAGAACCACGGAGAUGAGCAGCACCUGGAGGAACAGUUGGAGAACCUGAUAGAAUUUAUCCACUCCAGACUUUAGCUAUUGGGCUUCAGGAAUAAGCCCGGGGCUACUGAGUUUGGGGUGGGCUGACUGCAGGAUUGAGGUCUCUGAUCCUGGCCGAGGUGGAGGAGCAGACCAGCUUGGGUCUAGAUCUCUGGGGGACCUGGUGGAUGUCAGGCAAGGCAGGAAACCUCUGUGGAUGUCUUUUUCUCUGUGGGGAAGACAGCCCCACUUCAAAGGGCAAGGGAGGUACACAGCCUGUGCCUGAAGCAGAAAUGCCACUGUCCACUCAGCCCAGGGUGCCUUGCCUCCUAGGCCAGGUGCCCUCAGUCCCUUGUUCUGGGCACGAUCCCAGGGCUCCUCAGUGUGGCUGCUAAUAAACCUCCUUGGAGUACACA